AUGGCCUGGAGGUGCAGCGGAAGGUCGAACAACGAGCCGAUACGAAAUCUGGCUCGACAGAGCAUCCUAGCCUUAGACAGGGUCACUGACGCCAUGGCCAAGGUCAACACGGUCAACCGUACGCCCUACCUUUGGCCAAGCAAUGCAUACCAAGACUCUCCGCAGUUCGUCUUCUUUUUUCUUCCUCGAACAUUCCAUUCUCUGGGCGAUAACACGCUCCCAUACGUCCACCCUGGAGCCACCGUUGUCAUCGUAGGCAGCGGAUCGGGAUAUUUGGCUGUAGUCCUGCAUCACCUUGUCUCCCCCAUGCAUUCGUCUGACAACCCAAACCUGCCUCAGGGGAAAGUCAUCGGGAUAGACCACAUCCCCGACGUCGCAGAACGGUCAAAGUACAACCUUGAGAAUGACGGGCUCGGCGCUGGAUUGACGGUAAGAUCGAACUAG
This is a messenger RNA of Pisolithus orientalis, 444 nucleotides long. RefSeq names its product protein-L-isoaspartate O-methyltransferase. Lineage: Eukaryota; Fungi; Basidiomycota; Agaricomycetes; Boletales; Pisolithaceae. Gene Ontology annotation, biological process: protein modification process. The transcript is spliced from 3 exons. The record is from RefSeq and is a predicted model, not a curated record. The coding region runs from base 1 to 444 and encodes 147 amino acids. Gene Ontology annotation, cellular component: cytoplasm. Gene Ontology annotation, molecular function: protein-L-isoaspartate (D-aspartate) O-methyltransferase activity.